CAAUUAUUAAAUGUAGCAACACAAAAGUCCAUAGACUAACUAAUUUUAACUACUAAUAUUGGUAGUACUGUAAACGGUUAGGUUUCCGGUCUUCUUCUCAAUAAACGUGCGAACGUGUAUCAAUACAGAAUUGUGGUUUAAUUCAGUAAAUAGCAAUUCCCGCAACGAUCCAGCCUCCAAACACACGCGGACCCAAGUCCGCACAUGGUCCAUACGAGCAACAACUGAUAUUUGCGUGGAGUUGCGAAGAAAGCCACACGAUCAUUCUGCGAUCUACAGAGGAGAAGCUGGGUACAAGCCAAGGCCAGCCAUCUUGAACCAUUUGCUUCGUACGUGGGACGACGCAAAACACCUCGGAGUCUCUCGUCAAUCGUAAGCGGAGCAAACGACGGGUUCAAGCAAUCAUCAAAAACAAGGCGGGCCAAGCAAGUAUUCUACAAAGACGCCCUCAUCGUCAGCGAACAUCAUAUUUCCCGCCAUUAAUUUCGGCGGCAAGGUGCAGUGAGGCGCCAGAGCUACGUUCAUUUCUGCAACGGUGCAGAAAGAGACAGCGGUACGCAAGAAAGAAGGUGCGACAGAGACAGCGAGCGGCGCGCGAGCUACACAUCGUGUCAUUCGCUGCGGAACUCAGUCAGGUGUGCCAACCGUACCAGCAAAUAUCCAGAGACAAUACUGUAUGUUUUUUUCAAAGAUUCCUUUCAUUCAUUCAGCAGCCAUUUUUAUUGUGUUUGUCUUUUUAUUGAAAGACACAAUUUUGGUUCGCGUGCUCAAAUAGUUGUUUGUUGUAGUAGUUUUGUUUAACCCUGGUUAUUUGUAAUAGUAUAAGAUAUUUUGUUUAAGUGCAAGUUACAGUUGUCGAUAUGUCUGAAACAAGUGAUAUUGUCAAACAGAAAAACAUUAAAAGAGGUUACAUUAAAGCCACGCUAACAAGAUUGGCUACAUUUUCAAAGCAAAACUUGUCGUCAUGCUCCAAAGACGAAUUGCUCGUCAAAAAGCAAAGGUUAACCGAGGCCUUUAGUGAAUACGAAGAGCUCAAUCAGGAUUUGUUGUAUUUAAAUCCAAAUGACGAUGAAAAUAUAGUGCUAGUGGAGGAAACAUACUAUCAAACCUUGACAUGUUUCAAUCAGACAUUAACGACAUUAAAUUCUGGUAACCUACAAGAGCCAACAACUUACAACACAACAGCCCAAUGCAGCCAAAGAACGAAAUUACCUGCUAUAAACAUUGGUAGCUUCAAUGAUGGCUACACAGCUCGAGCUUACCAGCUCGAAAGAAAUCAAGAUGCAGAUCCUGCCGUGGAAGAAUUUCUCAAGUAUCUGGAGCGGAGAGCCCUUGCGUUGGAAAGCGCUGAGCCCAGUCAAAAUGCUCAGCAUACAAGCAUGGACAACCGGGCAUCCACAACUAAGUCCAGACCCAUGGCUGCAACACACGUCGUGACAGGAACACAAUGCUCUCACUACGCUGUUGCUCCAGACGGAGCCGAUAAAGAUCGAGCUUCCCGAGCAGCCUCCGAGCCCAGCCCAGCCGCCGAGCACCGCGUCGGGGCCACAGUCUGAGUCAACCAGCGAUAGCACGGCGCCAGCACCGCGACGAUACUUGAGUAUUAUUAACACUGAGUUCGGACACAUAGUAGGAGGUAACAUACCAUGUCAUUUAGCACAGGCAGCGUCACACAAGGUAGUCUUAAAAUGUACAUUAGCCCCUCUCAAUGAUACGAUUGCUCAAUUUUGGAACACAGAAAAAGUGCCUGAAAUUUUUAGCGAGAAAUCUUCAGAACAGGAACUUUGCGAAGAGGUAUUUCAGAGUACUGUUAAGUUAGAAGAUAACAAAUUCCAAGUUGCUUUGCCUCUGAAGUUACCACUUUCCGAGGUAAGCGACGCACUUGGCGACUCGUUUCACUUUGCACACAAACGGUUUUUGAACUUAGAGAAAAAACUACAUGCAAACCCAACUUUGUUCAACCAAUACAAAGAAUUCAUAAACGAAUAUUUACAGCUCAAUCACGGUCAUUAUAUAGACAUUGAGAUGUACGAUUUAAACAAGGAUGCGGUAUAUUUUCUUCCGCACAGAGCAGUCAUCAACGAGAACAGCAAAACUACGCCAGUGCGUACUGUUUUUGAUGCAUCAAUGCUAACAAACAAGAAAAUUUCUUUAAAUGAUUUACAACUUAAUGGACCUACAGUCCAAAGAGAUCUGUACGAUAUCAUUAUCCUAUUUCGAUUAGGGAAAUUCACAUUCACAACGGAUAUAAGGCGCAUGUUUCGGAAUAUUAAUGUCGAUCCCGCAUACACAUCACUUCAGAAUAUUCUCUGGAGGGAAAGCCCCACAGAGACACUAAAAGUUAUAAGACUCGAUUCAGUAACUUAUGGUUUGAAGUCAUCGAG
Molecule: messenger RNA, 2384 nt
Organism: Plutella xylostella (diamondback moth)
Lineage: Eukaryota; Metazoa; Arthropoda; Insecta; Lepidoptera; Plutellidae
Source: RefSeq, a predicted model, not a curated record